Terrapene triunguis (Three-toed box turtle) is the source of this 4803-nucleotide messenger RNA. It is a transcript of the gene UNC5B, whose product is annotated as unc-5 netrin receptor B. The transcript has 17 exons. Gene Ontology annotation, molecular function: netrin receptor activity; protein binding. The record is from RefSeq and is a predicted model, not a curated record. Gene Ontology annotation, biological process: netrin-activated signaling pathway; anterior/posterior axon guidance. Lineage: Eukaryota; Metazoa; Chordata; Testudines; Emydidae. Gene Ontology annotation, cellular component: membrane. The coding region runs from base 55 to 2898 and encodes 947 amino acids.
GGAGCCUGGGAGCCAGCCCCGAGGGGACGGACACAGACGCUCAGCCGGGGAGCGAUGCCUUCAGCUCGGAGCCGGGCCGUCUCCGCGCCCGGGGUGCUGCUCCUGGCUCUGAUGCUGCACUGCAACUUCGGGCGCUGCGGAGCAGGAAUUGAGUACGGCGAUGUACUUCCAGAUUCCUUCCCAUCAGCCCCUGCAGAGACCCUCCCCCAUUUCCUACUGGAGCCACAAGAUGCAUACAUUGUAAAGAACAAACCUGUGGAGCUGAUCUGCAGAGCCAACCCAGCCACUCAGAUUUACUUCAAGUGCAAUGGCGAGUGGGUCAAUCAGAAUGACCAUCUCACUAAGGAGAGCCUGGAUGAGGUGACUGGGAUGCUGGUGCGGGAGGUCCAGAUCGAGGUCUCCCGGCAGCAGGUGGAGGAGCUCUUUGGUUUAGAAGAUUACUGGUGUCAGUGUGUGGCAUGGAGCUCUGCUGGGACCACAAAAAGCCGAAGGGCCUAUGUCCGGAUAGCGUACCUGAGGAAGAACUUUGACCAGGAGCCUCUAGGGAAAGAGGUUCCACUGGAACAUGAGGUGUUACUGCAGUGCCGCCCCCCGGAGGGGGUGCCAACAGCAGAGGUGGAGUGGCUGAGGAACGAGGAUGUUAUUGACACUACCCGAGACACCAACUUCCUGAUAACCAUAGAUCAUAACCUCAUAAUCAAGCAGGCCAGGCUUUCAGACACCGCCAACUAUACCUGCGUGGCCAAGAAUAUUGUGGCUAAGCGCCGGAGCACCACAGCCACUGUCAUCGUCUAUGUGAAUGGUGGCUGGUCCACCUGGUCAGAAUGGUCUCAAUGCAACAACCGCUGUGGCCGUGGCUGGCAGAAGCGCACCCGGACCUGCACCAACCCAGCACCUCUCAAUGGCGGCUCCUCCUGUGAGGGGCAACCCUUCCAAAAAAUCGCCUGUACCACGAUGUGCCCAGUAGAUGGAGCCUGGACAGAGUGGAGCAAGUGGUCAGCCUGCAGCACGGAGUGCACCCACUGGAGGAGCCGGGAAUGCACUGCCCCAUCCCCGAAAAACGGAGGCAAGGACUGCAGCGGAGUGUUGCUGGACUCCAAAAACUGCACCGAUGGACUGUGCAUGCAAAAUAAAAGAGUUCUAACCGAACCCAAAAGUCACUUGUUGGAAACCACGGGGGAUGUGGCCCUGUAUGCCGGCCUGGUUGUGGCCAUCUUUGUUUUCAUCGUCAUCCUGAUGGCCAUCGGAGUGGUUGUGUACCGGCGCAGCUGCCGGGAUUUUGACACUGACAUCACAGAUUCCUCUGCUGCCCUGACUGGAGGCUUUCACCCAGUCAACUUCAAGACCUCCAGGCACGACAAUCCCCAGUUGUUGCACCCUUCCAUGCAGCCUGACCUAACAGCCAAUGCCGGUGUAUAUCGUGGCCCGAUGUAUGCCCUGCAGGACUCCUCUGACAAGAUCCCAAUGACCAACUCCCCCCUGCUUGACCCACUCCCAAACCUAAAGAUCAAAGUGUACAACUCCUCCACAGCAUCCUCCUCCCCCAGGCUGAAUGACGGGGCUGACCUGCUUGGGGCAGUGCCCACGGGCACCUACCCAGGGGACAUUGCCAGGGACAAUCACUUUAUGAACAUAAGGAACAAGGCCAUGGGCUCUCAGCAUCUCCUCACCCUGCCCCGGGAGCAUGGGAACAGUGCCACUGGCACAUUUGGCUGCUUGGGAGGAAGGCUCACUAUCCCAGAUACAGGAGUGAGUCUGCUGGUGCCUCAUGGAGCAAUCCCACAGGGGAAGUUCUACGAAAUGUACCUGAUCAUCAACAAGGCAGAAAACACACUCUUACCUUCAGAAGGCACGCAGACAGUAUUGAGUCCCAUGGUGACCUGCGGACCCACUGGGUUGCUCUUGUGUCGUCCAGUCAUUCUCACCAUCCCCCAUUGUGCGGACAUCAACUCCUCAGACUGGAUUUUCCAGCUGAAAACACAAUCCCACCAAGGAAACUGGGAGGAAGUUGUGACCCUGGAUGAGGAGACCCUGAACACUCCCUGCUACUGCCAGCUUGAGCCUAAGUCUUGCCAUGUUUUACUAGACCAGCUUGGCACCUAUGUUUUUGUGGGAGAGUCCUACUCCAGGUCAGCCAUCAAGAGACUCCAGCUGGCUAUCUUUGCACCUACCGUCUGCACCUCAUUAGAAUACAGCCUCAAAGUGUACUGCUUGGAGGACACACCAGACGCAUUGAAGGAAGUGCUUGAACUGGAAAAGACUCUGGGUGGCUACCUGAUAGAGGAACCCAAGCCACUACUCUUUAAAGACAGUUAUCACAACCUACGCCUCUCCAUCCAUGAUAUCCCCCACUCGCUGUGGAAGAGCAAGCUGCUGGCUAAAUACCAGGAAAUCCCCUUUUAUCACAUCUGGAGUGGCAGCCAGAGGGCUCUGCACUGCACCUUCACCCUGGAGAGAUACAGCCUGGCUUCCACAGAGCUCACCUGCAAGAUCUGCGUCCGGCAGGUGGAAGGGGAAGGGCAGAUAUUCCAGCUGCACACUACACUCGGAGAGAAUGCCAGCUCCUUUGAUGCCUUCUGCUUGCACCAUGGCAGUGCUGUGACUACCCAGCUGGGACCCUAUGCCUUCAAGAUCCCGCUAUCCAUCCGGCAGAAAAUCUGCAACAGCCUUGAUGCCCCCAAUUCAAGAGGAAAUGACUGGAGACUUCUUGCUCAGAAACUUUCCAUGGAUCGGUAUCUGAACUACUUUGCCACCAAAGCCAGCCCAACAGGGGUGAUCCUGGACUUAUGGGAAGCCCAGCACCAAGAUGAUGGUGAUCUCAAUACCCUGGCUAGUGCCUUGGAAGAGAUGGGCAAGAGCGAGAUGCUGGUUGUCAUGGCAACAGAGGGGGACUGCUGAUGUUACUUUCAAGUAGCUGGUAGUCUUUAGGCAAUGGAUGAGAAGGACAGAGUGGAGGGAGGAGAGAAGGAGGAGGAAGAAAAUAGAGAACAGCCUUUCCUGAACUGGUAGGGAAGGGUUGUGGGGACGGGGCCAAUUUCUACUUUGUGUCUGGUGGGUUGCUGAUCUGUAGCUAACAAUGAGGGGUAAAGGCAAACUCCUUCUCCCACUCCUCCCUCACCAAGUCACUCUCCGCCUUAGAGAUCCAACCACACCGUUUACAAGCAAUCCAAGUGUUAAACAGGCUCUCUCCUCCUCCUGGCCAUCCUCCGGAGUGUGGCGCAAGAGCAGUGCAUCUUUGGUGACCGUGAUGACAGCCAUUGGUGGAAGUGGGCAGCUGCUUCCGCCAUAGCAUGCAGGAAUAUAGGGCUUCUAGAGUCUGGGUUGAGGUUUAUUUUUGUUUCAUUUUGGGGGGGUUUUCUUCUCCCCCCCCCCCACCUUUGUUCUUCUUCUUUAAUGGCAUUUAUGCUUAGAAGACUCGAGUACAAUCUAGCCAAACUGCUUACUUCUGUCAAAUGCUUCAGACAGCUUAUUAAGGGGAAAAAAAGGAAAAAAACCACAGUUUCUUAGGAAACGCAAAUAAUUUAUUAUCCAGAUCUUUGGAUGAGUCCUUUUUAAAAAAACAAAAACAUUAAGUCUUUUGUGUGUGAGCAAGAGCAUCAGUCCGCUUUGCGUGAGAGUGAGAAUGAGAGAGAGAGAGAGAGAUUUAAAGUAAAACACUUGCGAGAAUUAGUAAUGAAAACACACACAAAAAGUCAAGAACAACUUGUUUCCAUAUCUCUGGACCCUUGCUGAAGUCAGAUUGGUUAAGUGCCUAGAGACCCAUGUGGCACAGAAAGGGCAAGCUGAGCCCUCUCCCUUAUGGCUGCAGCACAAUGCAAAGAGGCCACUUAAGCAACCAGCUCACAGAAGAACAAACCCAUUUCUGGAAACAAGUUUAAAGGGACAUUGUCGCUCUUUUCAUAGUUUUCUUCAAAUGGCAACUAAAGUCCUCAGCGUUGUUACAGAAGCUGAAACCUCACACAGCCUUCUGUCCCCUCCUUUCAGGGAUCGUUCCUUCCCAAUCCCAUCUCAUCUCUGUUUGAAUCAGAGAGAAGAAUGUGGCUUCAGAGCAUUAGCUUCUUUUUGUGUGCACCAGUGUCAUCAUUUCAAUGGAAUGAUAAUGUACAAAGGACACUUUCAGCUGCAUAUCAGGGGAAAGUGUAUUCGUCGUUGGAGUGUGGAAGUCUCUCCCAGAAGAAGCAGUAGACACCCUCAAAUGUGAGCUGUUUAAAACUAAACUGCAGGGAAUACUCCUGCACUGGCAGGAAAUUGAACAAGAUGAGCAUUACUGGUAAUGGGCCUUUUCCUAGUUCCUAAGCAAUCAGUACAGCUCUGGGAGUUUCCUUUGUUAGAAAACUCACUAAACGCCCAGCACAGCCAGCAAGGGGAGGACAAGAGGCUACAGUAGCGGUUUGUUUGUUUGGUUUUUCUUCUCUUAUGUGGGUUGUUUAGGAGGGAAGGUUAGUGCUUUAACACAGUGGUGAAUUCAUCAAAAACUAGUUGGCAUCUAUGGGACAGCCUCCAUCAGAUUAUUACAAUUCUGGGGUGGGUCAGAUUUUGGAGCCCAAAGUAUUUAAGAUCUGUAUUUUUAGGAGGAAAUUCUUUUGGGACAUUUGGGAAAGAAAGAAAGAAACUUGUUAGGAUAAAUAGACCUUCAUAUCAACAAUGUAAAUACACACACUCACUGAUACAGUCGUGCACUAACACACAGCAACAUGCCACCAUCCAUAAGCCAAGACUGUAAAAAAUGGGAGCCUACAGUUAGACUCCUAAAUCUAUAUUUUGGCACUUUAAACAAGUGGUUCCCACUGGGAGGAGUGUUGA